This is a messenger RNA of Talaromyces proteolyticus, 591 nucleotides long. RefSeq lists its product as uncharacterized. The record is from RefSeq and is a predicted model, not a curated record. NCBI's taxonomy places the organism in Eukaryota, Fungi, Ascomycota, Eurotiomycetes, Eurotiales, Trichocomaceae. The transcript is spliced from 2 exons. The coding region runs from base 1 to 591 and encodes 196 amino acids.
AUGUCUUCAUUCUAUCCUCUACCUCAUUUACCGUCGACACGGCGAUUUGUCACAGGCCAUUCGGCAGACGGGAAAGCAAUAUUCACUCACGACGACUACAUCACUGCUGUCAACCCACGCGCAGACAUUUCGCCCGAGAAUGAACAUUCCGUUCCCGGGUUAUAUCUCGUACAUCGAACGACAAAGUAUCCUGUUGAUCCGCAGGGACCGGAAUAUGAACUAUCCAACGAAAACCUCGCUCGCUCAAAGAAUGCGCGUGGUGACAUUAUUUGUGAAAUAGUUGACGUUCCACCACUGUCGAUUUCUAGUGAUGUGAAUGUGGAAGAAAACCCAGUCAUUAUGCAUCGUAAUCAAAGUUUGGAUUAUGGUGUGAUCUUGAAAGGAUCGAUCACGCUUAUCCUUGACGAUGGGGUGGAGAAAACAUUAUCAGAAGGCGAUGUUUUUGUGCAGAGAGGAACGAUGCAUGGCUGGAAGAACACUGGUAGUGAUCAUUGCCGUUUCAUGACUGUCAUAAUUCCAUCUGCUCCUGUCAAGACUAGCGAGUCGGGUAGCGUAUUACAAGCUACCAAAUUUCCUGGUCUGACGGAUUGA